Saitoella complicata NRRL Y-17804 is the source of this 8665-nucleotide messenger RNA. RefSeq lists its product as uncharacterized. NCBI's taxonomy places the organism in Eukaryota, Fungi, Ascomycota, Saitoellomycetes, Saitoellales, Saitoellaceae. The coding region runs from base 1 to 8526 and encodes 2841 amino acids. The record is from RefSeq and is a predicted model, not a curated record. The transcript is spliced from 4 exons. Gene Ontology annotation, molecular function: protein binding.
AUGUCUGAUCCAUCGUCAGCGCAUUCAUCCGACAGGAUUGGAAUACAGGAUCAUAUCGACGCGUUCAGCUCAUCGAAUGAUCCGAUAACGAAGCGGGUAGACGCAUGCGAAGCAAUAUGUACCGCGUGUACGGAUUCCCUUGAGUCAAGGGCAGCAUUUAUUACCGAGAGGGGCUUUGAAAACGCCCUAGAUGUACUCCAUCAACUCGCCAGCAGUGGGCAACCAGCAAGCAGCGACAGUCAAGAUAGUCAAUUGGUGCAUGUGUCGGCAAAUGAUACCCUGGAUGAAGAAUGCACACCAUUGCUGGUGGGGUUACUAAAGGUGCUGGGCGUUGUUCUACCGGCGCAAAGAUGGUAUGAUAUGGAUGGUUGGAAGCAGCUGAGGAAGGUGUUGGUCGUUGACGGGCUGGCGGACAAGGAUUCGGCGCAAGUACUUCAAGCGUGUCUCGACCUCCUGGUUGAUGGAGCGAGCCAUGAGCUGCGACAUGCCGGAGUUUCACCAAUCAUCGUUGAAUUGGUCGCGAAAAUGAAUCCAAAGAAUGAUUCGGGCUGUUUGCGAGCAUGCGAACUCUUGAAAAAGUUAAUUGAGGAGAACCGUGCGAACCAAAUGUCUUUACGGCGAGCAGGUCUGGUUGGAGCAAUAACCGGGAUUUUAUGGCCUGAAGGCAGGGAAUCUGAUUCUGUGGUUCUGGAGGGAGACUUGAGGUCACUUGUCUCAUCGAUGGCCCAAACCCUCUCACGAUGGGGUGUCGAACAGAACGACUUCCGCCCCCUGUUCCGUUCUGCCGUACUCAAACCACAACCGGGCCAGUUGGCAGAUUUCCUCCUUAACAGCGUAGAUGAAUCCACCCGCAUUCCAGCUCAUAUCCAUUUCUCUAUGGCGCCCCGCGGUGCUUCAUCUCUUGAAAUCGAAUCUCUUGGACGUCCUUUUCCUACACCGAACACGAACGGAUACACCGUGGCAAUGUGGAUCAACAUUGAUGUCCUUGACGAUAAGAUGCACACAACACUCUUCGCGUGUCAUGAUCAGUCUUGGAAGAGUUAUGUAGUGUUGUACGUCGAGAAAGAGACGAAGACAAUUGUGCUGCAGACUGCUUUGAGAUCAGCUUCACGGUUCAAGGAGUGGACGAUUGAGGCGGGAACGUGGUAUCAUGUCGCAGUUGUGCAUUAUCGACAUUCGGGAAGUACGCCAAGUAAGGCGGUUUUAUACGUAAAUGGGAGGCAGGUGGAAGAAGUGAAGCAGCCAUUCCCCGCGGAUUCACCAUCGGGCGCCCCAGUGCAGGCUUAUUAUGGUACACCAGCAAGUAUAUCACCCGAGCUGGGCAAAGGUAUUUUCAAGGGUGAAUGGAGCUUGGGUCCGGCAUACCUGUUUGAUGGCGGAAUGCCGUACGAAUUGAUCAAACUCUUCUACCAUUUGGGACCUAGGUACACAGGCAAUUACCAGGACUCACUGAGCAGCUUUCAGACGUACGAAGCAUCUACUGCAUUGAACAGAGUGCUUGAGGCAAUGCCGCCGAGUAAAGCUGAGAAGAGCCCGUUAAUGAACGCUGUCAAGGGCAAAGGUGUUCCUGCGAUCUUGGAGCGUUCCAUUAUUCUCAAUAUUUCUGCUGGCAAUACGGUGAUCGAUCGCAAUCUUCUGACUCGCCAAGCGAAAAGAAAUCUUUUCUCUUUCGAACAAAAGGCAGGGGCGGGGAACGUGAUCCUGAACGGCGCUAUCCCUAAACCCGUUGAAGCUCUGACCGUGAGAAGUGGAUUUGGAUUCCUUGUCAAUUCACCCACAGUCGUGCUCCCAACACCUGCAGAUGCUGUGGCAUGGAAGAUGGCAGGGUGUUCGGCUUCGUUGAAGAUGAUUGAGAAUGCGCAUACCGCUGAGCAAGUGUACAUCGCUAUCAAAUUCUUCUUUGGAUUGAUCCGCAGGAGUUGGCGAAACUCGGAUGAUGUGGAAAGGUCCAAUGGAUAUGAGGUGCUUGGUCAGCUCCUCAAGGAAAAAGAUGCCGGUGUGAUUACGGAAGAUUUGCUGAGAUUAGCGCUUGAUUUUGUUGGUAUGAGAAGUACUGCCACGGAAAAGUCGGUGGUCAACAAUCCCCUUGCGUACCGCUUCCUCGUCUUGGACUUUGAUAUCUGGAGAAAAGGUGACGUUGCAACUCAGAAGGCUCAUUUGGAGCACUUCAGAAUACUCGCUUCUUGCGGGGGGACAUUCCAGCAGUUCAACAUCAAGCGAUUCGCAAAGAUGCACGUCGUUAAGAAGAUGUUGAACGUGCUAAAGUCGAGAAAGUUGACACCGGAGCUAUCCGAUGAAUUCUUUUCGACCCUCAAAAUAUUGGUGAAGGUCAACUUCUCCACCGAGGUGGUGCGGUCUCUGGCAACUUUUAUCACGCAUUGCUUUUGUCAGAAGUCACUCCGGUAUCGACGGAAGCAGCCUCCACGUCGGAAUAUGACCCUGGGCACUACUGUGCGAGUAAGCUCACCUAUCUCCGCUGGUGACGAGCCGUCGCUGCAGCACAUUGGCAUAUCUCUGGUGGAGUUGCUGACUGAACUUAUCUGCGAUCCUUCGGAUUCAACGUACUGCACAAAGUUUGCCACGACCAUCACGAAUAAGUGGCCUCUGCUCUUGCUGGCUGAAUCCAGCCCCCGAUGCGUCAUCUUGGGUGCCAAGAUCCUCGCUCGAUUAUUCGUGUCUCAGGGCGCCCAAUAUGUAGCAAAGUUUGCUAGCCCCAAAAGUAACGGAUUUUUGAUCAUGAAAAUGCAUCUGCGGCAACACUGGCAGGUCUCUCCACUCUGGAUGAUCCUGAUUUGUGUACUCUUUGGCGUCGACAUAGCCAGCGUGGACCUUGACGAGCCCAUCGAGUUGUAUCAUCUACUCGAGAGUACGCAGAAGAAAGAGGGAGAGCCGGAAGUCGUGUACCUGGAGGUUUUCCCCACCAUUGCUGCUAUGCUCAAGAACUCUAUCGCCUCAUUAGUACGAGAACGGAUCGAACAUGAAAGCUCAGCCCUGUCACCUCCGUCCUCAGACGCAUCGCGUCCUGCAAACACCCGGCGCCGUUCGCGCUCGGUUGGCUCUUGGAUGUCAGAAGUCUCGAUUUCACAACUGAAGGAACCUGCAUCAAGUCGUCCGCAGGAUAACGGACGAAUGAUCCAGGUUCUGGUUCAGUUCUUCCAGAAUGUUCAUUUCAACAGUGCGUCUUUCCGUGACUUCUGCGCAUCAUCCCUUUUCUUGGAAAAGGUCCUGUCAAUCCUAUUUCCAAUAAUCUGUGCUGCGGAUGCCGUUGAGCCCGCAACCGAGCUGGAGUCCAGCAAUUCCGCGUUGACCUUUGAUGGUGAAGUGGUUAUUGACUCUCUAGCGGGCAAUCGUGGACGCGCGCCGGUGAUACGCCCUGUGUCUACUUCACCGUCAAGCAGCCCAAGAGGAGCUCGACCAGAUACACUCAGGCGCACGUCACUGAGGCGUGAAGGUUCUUACGUGUUGGUAUCCGAGGUGACAGAAGAAAGACAGGGUUCGCCCACGAAGGCUAGACUUGAGCCUGCUAUGAAAACGGACACCUCUCGUGAGGCACCAACCAUUCUCGAUCAUUCCAAUCGCGCUGUAGAGAGCCUCGUCGAGCUACUGCUUACUAUCAUCAUCGAUGCUAUUCUUGGCAGGAAGGAUUAUGUCGAGCUUGACACGAUAUUGCCGCCUAGCUUUGCCGAGUAUCACAUCUACUUCGAGACAUAUCUGAAACGGAAUGCUCUUGCACAACUUGAUAACACGCUCUCUCUGCACAUGAAACAGCUCUGCGAGGUGCGAACCCUUACAAACGUGGCACGCUUUGUACAGCGGUCCACGGAUGCAGUAUAUCAAGGUUUCUUUCUUGAGGGGUCGGAGCCAUUAUUCGAGUUUAUCGCGAAGAUCAUCGAGUUCCUCCAACAGCCUGAGAUCGCGUCGUUGAGGACAGUGCAAAUAUGUGAGAACUCGCUUUUUACUCUCCAUAAAGCCUUCCAUAGGCUCACUUUAUGGCGGUUGUCGGAAUUGGGUGAUAUACAUGAGCAUGAACAGGCUGCAACCGAGCUUCUUCAUCGCUUGUUGCAUUACCAGCAGGUGUUAUUGUCACCUGUAAACACGGACGGCAAUUUUCUUCGGCUUCUGUGCUAUCACCUUUACGUCCUUCUCGUGGAAGGCGACCGGACUGUUCGAUUGAUCACCAGUAACAUCUGGCGUCUGCUGCUCUUGCAAAAGCCCGUCGAGACAUCCAUCAUCCUGAACCAAGCGAAGUCGUUGGAGUACAAGCAGAUAUCAGCAGGUUUCCUGCGAAUCAUGGAGACCGAUGCGAAUAGCUUCCUGGAUUGGGUGGACGCCCACCGUCAUCCGCUAGAUACCUUUUUCUUUACUAGCAUGGCAGAGGCUUGGGAUGCCUUCGUACAGUCUGAAAACAAGGUUAGCCAGGAAGCAUUGAAGUCACGGGCCAUUAAGAGGCAGACGAAACUGAAGGAGUGGAUAUCCAAUGAUUCUGUGGAACGGGAAAGCAUGGCGCGGUAUGACCACUCGACGGCGCAGUGGACUAGAAGCAUAUACGACGUUGAGCAAGUCAGAUUUCUCAAAGCUGCGCAGGAUCAAGCGGAUCACACCGCCUUCGUCGAUACCAAAUGGACCGCGCUCUCGGAUACUUUGACUGGACCGGCGGGGCUUCUGCAAGUUGAUGGCCAACCACAGAGUUGGAGACUUGAUCUUACGGAAGGCAGGAAUCGCAUGAGGAAGAAGCUCGCUCCUGAAAAGCAUGGGAAGUCUCUGAAGGGUCUAAAAGCAGCGCCCUCUACCAAAGGUUCAUCUCAAUCAGUUGCAGACAGUAAUCGCCUGGUUCAGUCUCCCGAUGGCUCACCACCUCAGUCGCGACGAGGCACCAUCAGUGAACUCGAAGAUGCAUCAUUUGUCAACAGUGAUGAGCAGAAGAACAGCGAUCAGUUUGUGCCGUCGCCAUCCGGAGAACCUCAGGAAGUCAGAGCGGAAGAUGAUUUCGAAAUGGUUGAAGAUCCUCGAAAUGAGAUCGAGGAUGAUACAGUUUAUGAGGAGAAUAAACAUCGCAAAGUCCUUCGUAAUCUUCAGCCUGGCGAUAUCGUUCUUGAUGUUGCGAAUGUCUCCCGCAUCAUGGGUCUGGAGGCUUGCGAGGGGUUGCUUCUUCUUGGAAGGCACAAUGUGUAUCUUCUCGAUUUCUACUUCCAAAGAUCCGAUGGUGAGAUUGUUGAUGUAUGGGAUGCUCCGCAAGCCGAGCGCGAUUCUUAUUUGCAGAUGAUCUCCGGCAAAGAGUCCAGUUCAAAUGCAUCUCCGAGUGCGGGUGCCCUUGGAGAUACACAUGAAGUGCGCCACUGGGCAUACCAGGAUGUCGUGUCUGUCUCCAAACGCCAAUUUCUUUUUCGAGACGUUGCACUUGAGAUCUUCUUUGCGGAUGGUCGAAGCUAUCUGAUUACGACUCUUUCUGUUGGACAACGGAAUCAGUUGCAUGCGAAGCUACUUCACCAAACACUACCCUUUGGGACUUUAAAUGCCAAGGGACUAAGUAGUGCGGAAGAGGAGUGGGUGUAUGACCAGAAUCGAGGCAUUGCAUCCCAGUUAAGCAUGAAGUUCAACAACUUCUUCACUGGUGUUCAGCAGAAUCCGGCCACAAUAAGGUGGCAGAACAGAGAGAUUUCGAACUUCCAUUAUCUCAUGCUGAUUAAUACGAUUGCCGGUCGCACAUAUAACGACAUCACGCAGUAUCCUGUCUUCCCGUGGGUUCUUGCGGAUUACACCAGCGAGGAACUUGAUCUGACCGAUCCGAAGACGUUCCGCGACUUCUCCAAGCCCAUGGGUGCCCAGACUCCAGAACGGCGAAAGGAUUUUCAGGAUCGCUAUGAAGCUUUUGCAGAGAUGGAUGCAACUUCGAGACCAUUCCAUUACGGAACUCAUUACAGCUCCGCCAUGAUUGUGUGCUCUUACUUGAUUCGUCUGCGACCCUUCGUGGAGUCCUACCUUCUCUUACAAGGUGGACAGUUUGAUCAUGCUGACCGACUCUUCUAUUCGCUCGAGAAGGCAUGGUUAUCCGCAUCAAGAGAAUCGAGUACCGACGUUCGUGAGCUUAUCCCAGAAUUUUUCUACUUACCCGAGUUCCUCGAAAACUCCAAUGGAUUCGAUUUCGGUGUAUUGCAAGGGUCUGGAACGCCAGUGAGCGACGUGAUCCUGCCUCCAUGGGCCAAAGGGGAUCCGCGGAUUUUUAUUCAGAAACACCGUGAGGCGCUUGAGAGCGAUUAUGUCAGUGCUCACCUUCACGAGUGGGUCGAUCUCGUCUUUGGAUCCAAUCAGCUCGGUGAGGCCGCCAUUCGCACAACAAAUGUGUUCCAUCACUUGUCGUACCAGGGUGCGAUCAAUUUAGACAAGAUCGCAGACCCUGUGGAACGAUUGGCUACCAUCGGUAUUAUUCAUAACUUUGGUCAAACACCAAGGCAAGUCUUCACGCGAACGCACCCACCGCGGCAACCCGACUUUGCAGAGCGGUCAUCGACUUCUCUUGGGCGGUUUGAAGACAACGUAACGCAACUAAUACAGGCGUUCUCUCCCUUGCGAGACCUCAAGCAGCUUACGCAAUCAUUGACGUAUCUGCCUCAGACUGAUGCCUUAGUGGCCAGCACUGCUAGCAGGAUUCACAUUUCGGGCGACAGGUUUCUCGACGUGGGACUUGUGGACGGCUCUGUACGGCUCAUUGGACCUGAUAUCAAUAGCAUGGGUGCUCGUUUCGAACAUCUUACUGAAGAUCGCUUGACGUGCGUUGAAUUCCUUGGUCAGCGCAUGAUAGUUGCAGGGGAUGAGGGUCAUCUCGUUUGCAUAUGGAGUCUGCAGACUGGGAAGAACACAGAUAUUCAGCUACGCGAGUGCUUGCGUGGUCACACGGGGCCUAUAACGAGCCUUGCUGUGUCAAAGGCAUUCAGCUUUGCUGUUAGUGGGUCGACUGACGAAACGGUUAUCGUGUGGGACCUCAAUCGUUUGAAGUUUAUUCGCAAGCUUCAGCCACGGUCUGGACCUAUUACCAAGGUUGCGAUCAACGAUGUCAAUGGUGAUAUCUUGACAUGCACAAAAGCUGCGCUUGAUCUGUGGACGAUAAACGGCGAACACUUAGCAACACAUCUACAGGGAGGUGAUCGUGCAGAUAUCGUCACAUCGUGCAUAUUCUACGAAGGCAUCAGUAAUGAGCAUCUCCAUCGCGACCUGCUCUUCACCGGUCAUCGUGGGGCAAUCACAAUCUGGACAAAAGAACUAGCCGAGACAGGCGAUGAGUGGACUCUGACUCCGCUACACGAACUCAAGUUACACAACCGUAUAAGCAAUACGCAGAUUACGGAGGAUGUGACGGCAAUUCUUCCGUCCGGUCAAGCACGCACGCUUUUUGUGGCAGACCGCUUGGGAAGGUUGUACAUUUUUAACCUGCCUGACACUACGAGCACAAGGCACUACGUAUCGGAAGCAGCAUCGGAUGUUUGCCUUGUUUGCAGGAUGCAGUUUGGGGUGAUGGAGCGUCGUCAAAACUGUUCCGUCUGUGGUGUCCUCAUGUGUGGGGAUUGUGUGAUUGUUCCAUCGACGUUCGGGGUGUUACAUUCGAAGAAGCUUUGCAAGCUGCUUGCCCCGCGGCCGAAGCGUUCGGCAAUCAGGGCGCAUACAACACCGGGAACCGUUUACUGCGACGAAAUAAAAGCAGCAUACAUCCACCCAAUAGCAGAUGAGCCCUUCAUGACUGAACAUAUAGGAACAGCCGCCAAUGUAUUAGGUACUAUUGGCACAGUUUGUUGGUGUGUGCAAUUGGUACCACAAAUCUGGACGAACUGGAGACGCAAAUCGACUACUGGACUAUCACCAUGGAUGCUUAUGUUAUGGGCCGUUGCUGCUCCUCCAUACGGAAUUUAUGCCAUCGUGCAGCAACUCAAUAUUCCCCUUCAGAUACAGCCGCAACUGUUCGGUAUCCUGUCGCUUAUCACAUGGGCCCAAUGUCUUCAUUAUGAGAACAAAGUCGCUGCGUGGAAUUGUUGGGUGUAUACUAUUGUCCUGAGUGUCCUUUUUGGAGGAAUUGAAGCUGGGUGUAUCGUUGGACUGAGGAUACCAUACGAUGACGGUGUGACGUGGCCGAUUACACUGAUUGGAGUCAUCGCUGUCGUGCUGAUCGUUGCCGGUCUGUGUCCACCCUAUAUCGAUAUCUGGAAACACCGCAGCGUGAGAGGAAUCAGCUUCUAUUUCCUCAGCAUUGACAUGUCAGGCGCGCUGUUCUCCUUUCUGUCAUUGGUCUUCCAGACGUUUGACAUCCUUGCUGCCGUCAACUAUAUCCUGGUUUUCGUGAUGGAGAUUGGUAUCAUCCUUUGUCACGUUGGCUUCGUGAUCAGAGACCGACGGCGAGCGAAGAGGGAGGGGACAGUGAAGAAAGACGAGGAGACUCCGACGGAGGGAGCUGACAUUGCGGAUGUUGUCACGCAGGAGCACGAAGGGCAUCAUACGAAAGCUGCGGAUGACAAGAAGAACGCUGCGGCAACGGCAUGAUAUGUUAUUGAGGAUAAUAUGGCAUGAGGACAUUAGAAUAUGGACUCCGGAUGGCGUUUUGCUUUGAGAUGAUUGAUAGCAUUAGGGUAAUGAGUGCAUGAUAGACGAACUGUUCGAUGCUUCAUCGUCCUGUGAGGGA